AUGGGUCUGAUUCACGCGGCGAGGGUUGGAAGCUUGAGCCUUGUAAAUAAGCUACUGGACGAAGGAGAAGAUGCGAAUCAACUAGAUGAAGAUGGCGACCACAAGUCAGCCUUACACAUUGCCUGCAACAUGGAUAAUGCGACUAAUAUGGUUGAAUUAUUGAUCCAAUAUGGCGCAGAUGUGAAUGUCAGAGAUGAUCGUGAUGCGACGCCAUUGCAUGAUACAUGUUUCCGGUCAAAUCUUCAGGUUGCUGAGCUGCUGCUGGACAACGGUGCUGCUAUAGACGCAACGGACGAAGAUGGAUGGACUCCUCUGUUCUACGCCUGCUGCACAAGGGGCCUUGUGCUUGUUCAACUUUUAUUGAGCCAUGGUGCGAACCUGGAGGCAAGGUGUAUCAGAGGGUAUACCCCUUUGCAUUUGGCAGUUUACUAUGAGAAGAUUGAAAAUGCUGAGCUCUUGCUAGUUCGAGGUGCUGAUAUCGAAGCAAGGGACGCUCAGAACAGUACACUCCUGCAUUUUGCAUCCGCCCAAAGCUGUAUCGAGUUUGUGGAACUGUUGAUAGACCAAGGCGCUGACGUUGAGGCAAGGGAUGGCGAGGGCGACACACCUUUGCACUUGGUUGUUUGUAAAAGCGAUAAUUAUGCUCACGAGAAAACUCGUCUACUGCUAGACCGGGGUGCCAAUGUGGAAGCAAGGAACAAUGAUGGUCGUACUCCUUUGCAUAUGGCAACUCUCGAUGCUGCCAGAAUUCUUUUGGAUCGAGGUGCCAGUUUGGAAGUAAGGGACAACAAGGGCAACACACCUUUGCAUAUCGCAUGUUCCUCCGGCAGUAUGAUGAAUGUUGUUCGUCUGCUAUUGGGCGAAGCAGCUGAUUUGGAAGCGACGAGUAAUAUGGGAUGCCGGCCAUUGCAUUUUGCAGCUCUCCACGAUAAUACCAAUGCUGCUCUGUUACUCUUGGAUCGAGGGGCCGUGAUUGAUUCCAAGACUCUUGCGGGAACGACACCGGCGUCCUUGGCAUGUCAAAAGGGCCAUGUGGAGACGAUUUGGCUGCUGCUGAGGCGAUGCCCGUGGCUUCUUCUUGUUGAUGGACAGGCAUAA
Molecule: messenger RNA, 1098 nt
Organism: Cylindrotheca closterium
Lineage: Eukaryota; Bacillariophyta; Bacillariophyceae; Bacillariales; Bacillariaceae
Source: the annotation of a GenBank genome assembly